GGAUGAGAGGUUAUGUGAGCCCCCCAGCUAUAGGCCACUGUUGCCCUGACCUGUGCCUCCCACCAGUGCCUUUGUGAGCAUGUAUCGCAGGAACGGGCUUUCAGAUGGCACCAGCAUCAAUUCAGUCACCUCAGAGGCCAGCAGCAGCUCUGACUCUCUGGAUGGACCUUGCGUAGAUUAUGCUAAAAGCUAUGAUGCAGUCGUCUUCGAUGUGCUGAAGGUGACUCCUGAGGAGUUUGCAAGCCAGAUCACUCUGAUGGAUGCACCAGUCUUCAAAAUGAUACAUCCAGAGGAGCUGGCCAGCUGUGGAUGGAAUGGGAAAGAGAAACACAGUUUGGCCCCCAAUGUGGUUGCAUUCACACGCAGGUUCAACCAGGUGAGCUUUUGGCUGGUGAGAGAAAUCUUAACUGCCCAGACGCUGAAAAUCCGAGCAGAAAUACUGAGCCAUUUUGUCAAAAUAGCAAAGGUGACUUUCCAGCUAGAUUCAGUCCACUCAUCUGGAUCAGCCCAUUCCUCCCUAAAGUCCUCCCCAUGGCUCUCACACAGAUUAUGUAGGACACAGCAUUUGAUUAGUCGUAAAGACAAGGCGACAUUUGAGAAACUUAACUAUCUGACAUCCAAGGAAGAGAACUACACCCGCAUGAGAGAAUACAUCCGCUCUCUGAAGAUGGUGCCCUGUAUUCCUUACCUUGGAAUAUACCUGUUGGACAUGAUCUACAUUGACUCAGCCUAUCCUGCAUCAGAUAGUAUCAUAGAGACAGAGCAACGGACCAAUCAGAUGAACAACCUUCUGAGGGUCAUCUCCGACCUGCAGAUGUCAUGUAACUAUGAUUACUUGGUGACUCUGCCGCAUGUCCAGAAGUAUCUGUUAUCAGUUCGCUAUAUAGAGGAACUCCAGAAGUUUGUAGAGGAUGACAACUUCAAGCUGUCUCUGAAGAUUGAACCGGGCAACAGUUCCCCUCGCAUUGCUUCUUCUAAAGAAGACCUGGCAGGGCUCCAUGAAGUAUCUGCGUGUCUGAGGUACAACCGACGGCCUACUUGCCCUGACGCCUCUGUGGGGGUUCAUAUCCCCACCCCCCCUCCUUCUCACCACAGGAAAAGCCAUAGUCUGGGAAACAACAUGAUGUGUCAGUAUGGCAUGUCAGAAAGCAGGAGUGCCACGUUUCCCAUAGACAAAGCACGACACCUGCUGGAUGACAGCUUCUUAGAGUCUCAGAGUCCAGUCAGAAAUGAUCCACACAGUACAUCUGUGUCCAAUGGCCUGUCAUUAGGCAGCAGUGAAAGCUCUUUUGGGGAGGAGCUGUCACCUGGAAUGGAAAGGGGCCGCAUGUACGCAACACUGGGCCCAAACUGGAGGGUCCCACUUCGCAACUCCCCCCGGAGCCGCAGCUAUGUUUACAGCUCAUCUGCUGCCAACUCCUGCUAUGGAUGCAGUGAUGCCAGCAGUGUGACUAUUGAAGGACCCCUGCGAAGGAAAACUCUGCUUAAAGAGGGACGGAAGCCCAAGUUGUCAUCAUGGACCAGAUUUUGGAUCACUCUGUCUGGAUCAACACUGAUAUUUUUUGGGGCAAAAGCACUGAGGGCUUCUGAGAGGAAACAUUAUAAGUCCAGCCCUUGUAAGAAGGUGUGUGUGACUGGAUGGAUGGUGGUGCUGCCAGAUGACCCUGCCAGACCCAACAUCUUCCAGCUCAAUGACCCAGACAAAGGCAACGUUUACAAGUUCCAAACAGGAUCCAGGUUUUCAGCGAUCAUCUGGCACAAAAACCUGGAAGAGGCUUGUAGGAGCAGUAGACCUCAGUGGCUGGAGGCCGGUGGUGGCGGUGUUGGUGAUCUGGUGUUGGCACCCUUCUGUCUUGUCUGCUGUGUUCCUGGGAGUGGGUUACUUCACUGAGUGUGUCUGCCACAUGUGUGUCCGGUGAUCUAAGUUGAUUUGUUUUUUGGUGGAUCCUUCCCCUGCACUAGGCCCCGUCCAUCAACUAGGCCUCAGCCCUGAUCAGUUUUUUUUCCCCUCCCUGUGUGACAUUUUUAAUUAUGGUUUUUACCCAAUUUGUUUAAUAAAGUGUAUUUUUUUUUUUAUCAAUUGGAACCACGUCUCAUGCCUCUUGAGUAAAUGUACCUGUGUGCCUUGUAGUGCAAAAAUAAUUCUCUGGGUGAAAUUCCCAGGGUGUUGUGUUGUUGACAACCUUAGCUUUACUAUUCCUACUACUCCUUGCGAUAGGUAGAUAGUAGGUAGGUUUUGCACACGUAAUAUGUGGAAUGUGAGAAAAAUCAUCUGUUCUAAGGUUAUUAAUUAAUUUUUAUUCAAUGUCACCUCUGAUCACAUGAAAGAAGGGUUUUGGCUGACUUAUUUAGCUAAAUCAGCCUACUGAUUUGAAGUGGUGUUGCAGAGAGGGGGCCAGGCUGACUUCCAGGUUGUGCGCUGUA
This is a messenger RNA of Epinephelus moara (kelp grouper), 2424 nucleotides long. Its product is annotated as ras-specific guanine nucleotide-releasing factor RalGPS1-like. The record is from RefSeq and is a predicted model, not a curated record. Gene Ontology annotation, biological process: Ras protein signal transduction; positive regulation of GTPase activity. NCBI's taxonomy places the organism in Eukaryota, Metazoa, Chordata, Actinopteri, Perciformes, Serranidae. Gene Ontology annotation, molecular function: guanyl-nucleotide exchange factor activity. Gene Ontology annotation, cellular component: plasma membrane. The coding region runs from base 80 to 1891 and encodes 603 amino acids. The transcript has 20 exons.